CUGAAGGGUUAAAGAAGGAAACCAAUGUGUGCAAAAAUGCACUGUGGUUUAUUAAAAACAAAGAUAUUUGAAAUGAUGCAUUCAUUUUCUUUAACUUUGACCUUUUUAUAAAUAUUAACUUGGAAACAGGGAGAGCAAGUCUGUAAAAGAAAUAUCAACUUUUGGAAGCUAUGUAACUGUCUUGAAUAAAGCACAUAACCCUAUGCUCACAUGCACAUGCUGUGCAAUUUUCCCCCAUUGCUGCUCUCGGAUUUACUCCAUGGGAAAAGAAAUCUAUUGCUAUUUUGGGUUUUCCACGUCACCCUUUUCGACUUGGCCACGAAAUUCCACCCGCCCAGUCAGUGUAACCAUUGAAGCAUUUAAGAGAUUUACAGACACGUGCAUGCAGCUGCAAUAUUUUUGUAUUUUGUACUGUUUACAAAGUGACGUCAUAGGGUGAGUAUUUUAAAUCUACAGGUGACAUUGCGCUCGAGAAACUCAUUUGGCCAAGUAAACUCGUUUUGGCGUCAAGUUUGACAAAUAAAUAGUUACGGUGUGUUUACAUCUUUCUAGACACUGGCUUAAUUAGGUGCGCGUUCUCGUAUUCAUUAUAGGCUAAUUAUGUAUAUUCAUAGACAGCCCGCGGAGGGCGGAAAGGAAGAAGGGAGGGCGUCGCUGUUUAAAAUGCUGUGAAUGUGACAGCCAGUCGUCCAGACCGCCAGCCUCAGCUCGGAGAGGGAAUGAAGAGACACCUCCGCGGGGAAAAUGCGCGCGGCGGCAGUAGCAGCGAAGUGACGCGUUACGCGCCGCUCCACAAGUGCUCGAACCCGAUCGCCCUUUUGAGGGGACAAACAUGACCGUGGUGCCCGGGGAGAACGUCGACGAGACCGUGGCGUUGACAGCCCUAUCCCAAGAUGUUUACGACCCCGAGCGCGCGGGUCAGGAGUGCUGCGAGCGGGUGGUUAUCAACAUCUCCGGGCUGCGCUUUGAGACGCAGCUGAAAACCCUGGCGCAGUUCCCGUCCACCUUACUGGGGGACCCCAGGAAACGAAUGCGCUUCUUCGAUCCUCUGAGGAACGAGUAUUUCUUCGACAGAAACCGACCCAGCUUUGAUGCCAUCCUUUACUACUAUCAGUCCGGUGGAAGGUUACGGAGACCCGUCAAUGUGCCCGUGGACAUCUUCUUGGAGGAGAUUAAAUUCUACGAGUUGGGAGAGGAGGUCAUUGAGAAUUUUAAGGAGGACGAGGGGUUCAUCAAGGAGGAAGAGCGACCUUUGCCGGAAAACGAGUUCCAGCGUCAGGUCUGGCUUUUGUUCGAGUACCCAGAGAGUUCUGGACCCGCGAGGGGGAUUGCGAUAGUCUCGGUGCUCGUCAUUUUAAUCUCCAUCGUCAUCUUUUGCUUGGAGACUUUACCAGAGUUUAGGGAUGAGGGGAAAAUGCACGAGGAGCAGCUCUCCAUCAACGGAACCGUGAGUUCAAAGAAGCCAAAUCCCUUCACGGACCCGUUUUUUAUCGUGGAGACCCUCUGCAUCAUUUGGUUCUCAUUUGAGUUGCUGGUGAGGUUCCUUGCGUGCCCGAGCAAGCCCGCCUUUUUCAAGAACAUUAUGAACACCAUCGACAUCGUGGCGAUCAUACCCUACUUCAUAACCCUGGGUCUGGAGCUGGCAGAGCACCAGGGCAACGGGCAGCAGGCCAUGUCACUGGCCAUCCUGAGGGUCAUUCGCCUGGUGCGGGUGUUCCGCAUCUUUAAGCUCUCCAGACACUCCAAGGGUCUCCAGAUCCUGGGGAAGACCCUGCAAGCGAGCAUGCGGGAAUUAGGGCUGCUGAUAUUCUUUCUCUUCAUCGGCGUCAUACUCUUCUCCAGCGCCGUGUAUUUCGCCGAGACGGACGACCCCGACUCGGGGUUCAGCAGCAUCCCCGACGCCUUCUGGUGGGCGGUGGUUUCCAUGACAACCGUGGGCUACGGAGACAUGUGCCCGGUCACCAUCGGGGGCAAGAUCGUGGGCUCUUUAUGCGCCAUCGCCGGCGUGCUCACCAUCGCGCUCCCGGUGCCCGUCAUAGUGUCCAACUUCAAUUACUUUUACCACAGAGAGACCGAGCACGAGGAGCAGUUACAGUACACGCACGUGACGUGCGGUCAGCAACAGCAGCCUUCGUAUGGCGAGUUUCAAAGGAGCGACAGCAAACAGUCCAUGUCCAAAUCGGAGUACCUGGGCUCGGAGGACGGAGAUUCGGUCAAGUACACCAACUGCAGCCCCAAUAAAGCAUGCACGGGAAAACUCACCGAUGUGUGAACGCGGACACUUACGCGCCCAAAUAACGCAUCUUUCUACGUGCGCGCAUCCUUAUCAUUGCUCGGCACGGGCAGAUGUCUGUGAGGAACACAGCUUCAUCUGAAAAACAUAACUGUGCGAUUAUUUUUAACUGUGCGAUUAUUUUCUUAACUGUCUUCCGUUGUUGUGAUCGUCGAAGCGCGUGGCGUAGAGUAGGACGCAGUAGCUGUAAAGCCGCACAAAAGUAUAGAACGUAAAUGAUUAUAUUUAUUAGAUGCAAGCCAAAUGAAAUCAAGCUGAAGCACUUUGCUCGUGUACUCCUUCGUUAAGUUUUACGCAAUUUCGGUAAUGAAGUUUACCUACAAUGCGCUUUUUUUGAGAGACCAAUAUCGAUAUUUUACUUUUUAGGACAGUUGAAAUGCAAGCUAAUUAGAAAAUAAAUAAAUGAAUAAAAAUCCCCCCACACUUGUUCCAGCUAAUUCCUGUUUUUAUUGGGCGUAACAGGUGUAGCCUAACAUUUACAUUUGAGAUGCGCAUAUCUCCAGAAAAGCUUUAUUAUUAUUUCAAACAUCACGUUCUCACUUAUAUUAGACGUUUUAAACAUAUCGACAUAUAACUUUACAGGCCAUUGCAUCUUAAUGUUCUUGGCAAAAGCAACAUUUGUGUGAGCAUCAUAUGAUCAACAGAUGUGUAGUGAUGGAAUGAAUAAGCAAGCUGCAUUUCAAGUCUCCAUCUCUAGAUAGAUUGUAAAAUCUAGUAGCACCACCUAGUGACCAUAGGCGGUAGCUGCACCCAAAAGGAUGUGUUUCCAUAGCAACCUUCCAGACGGUUCUCGAGACAUCAGGCAAUACAUUGUUCUCUUAAUUCAUUUGUUCAUAUAAAACAUGAUUGUUUCAUAAAUAAUACGCAUUUAAAAAUAAUUUCAAAUAUUUGACAGCCCAAAAAUCCGCCUCGUGCAAUCCUUCAUAGAUGAUCAAAUACAGCGUAAUAGUUUUACAAAACUCUUGUCCACGCCGACCAGAAUGCAUCUGAUAAACAUGAAGAAACAUCAACAUUUCUUGCUCUGCAACCAACGCCACGAGAUCGUGAGUUCAGCCCAUAGGUUCAGACAAGGGAUAAUUGUGACGUCACUGCGAGGAGGGAUAACUAGGAUGCCUAUUGGUUGGAUUAAAAUCAACUUUACAGAGGAUUCCUGCAAUGUCAAAGGGGGAAACCGAAUUGAUGUAUCUGCUCAGACCCCUCCAACAUACGAGAUCCUCUCUGCUCCUUUAAAUGGAUUUCUACCACAGGAAUAAAAAUGAUUCAGGUAUGUGGAUGGGACACACGUCCAGCUCUUCAUGUAACCAACCUGAACCUUUCAUAUGGGAAGAAACAAAUUACACAAUCUACAAAAGACAACAUUUUAAGGAGCAAACGUCUUUUUUCUAUUGGAUGUUUUUGCCUUGAAUGAGUUUGGCAAGAUUAAUAGGACACCUGGACAGUGUGGAAUUACAAAAAAGCGAAGAUUUUAAGAGUGUUGAGGUAGAAAAUGAUUGACUUGAUCAUGGAUUACAUGCACAAACGAAUGCUUACCUUACGUUUGUUUGCCCCAAAACAACAUGCUGUUGACAUGAGUGUGUACUGUACUUAUGUAUGCAUAUACAGUGUGUCUAUAGACCAGCAAAGUGUCACAUUUAAACGUUACAUAUCAUACAGUAUGCUUUACCAAAACACAUUAUGUCAUGGGUGGAGUUGGGCAUGAUAUACAUUUUUGAUUAUUGUCAUUAUUAAUUUAAUUCAUAUGAAAUGGGAACAAUGACAAAAUACAAAAAUAUUAAUAAUGACAAAUGACUUGACUGUUCAGGUUGACAUUGUUAAAUAUCUAUUUUUUUAAAGUAUCAUAUAUUUUAUAUAAGAACGGUGUGGGUUGAAAUGCUGAAAGGUUAUUUUUGUAGGUUUUUUUUAAGUUAAUUGCUAGUUGAUUUGUUGAUUUUCAUUUUCUUCCUUCACUUGUUUUAUUUUGGCUGCAGUAAAAAGAAUCGAAAUGCUGAAAUGUUCAAUUCUGUCACCUUUUCUCCUAAAAUUGUUUAUGCAGUACACAUCAAAAACUGGUUUGUGUCUUGUACGGUAUGUUGUGAUUAUUGAUAGUUUCAGAAUGCUUCAUCGCCAGUCAUUGAAAGCAUCUACCUCACUGUGCUGAUUUACUGUUUGUUUACCUCGCUGUAUUGAGUUACAUCGAGCACAUCAUAAGCCUUAUUUCUGGAAAGGCUCGCACGGACAUUUCCGUGUAACUGUAAGGAGGGCACGAUGUGUUGAGCCUCUGUAAAUAUACUCUGCAAAUCAUCAAGAGAUUUUAAUGACACGCUUUAAUCUGAACGUGGCAUAACAAUUCCACUGCGAGGAAAACUUGUACAAAAUGCCCCCAAAAAGUUUGAGAGUUUGCUUAUGUUUUAUAGCAAAAGUGAGAUUAAGAUUUGUGAAUAUAUUUAUAUAUUCAUGUGUAGGUAAAAUACAGCACUUUUCCAUGAACAUGACAAACAGUUUGUACGUUAAGGGUAAUUCUCUCAUUGCAGUGCUUUUCACAAAAAUUUCAACAUUUUGUCAAAUCAAAUUUAAAGUCCACAUACUUUAGGCCCUGAACACACAUCUUUGCAUGCUACCCAGUCUUACAAAAAUUAUGUACCAAUAGUCACGUAAAAAAAAAAUUUGUUUGUUUUUUCCUUUACGUUAUACUUUCAUGAAUUUCUGUGUUUUUUCGUGAUUUUUUUCAUGAAUUUCUGUUUAUGUGUCAUUGUCACGUAUUGGUUACUCAACUGCUUUUUCCUAUUUUCGCUUUGAUUUAGGGUUAUUUUUGGUGUUUGCAUUAGGAUGUCACUUCAAGUAUUGGUUUACACUGUUUUUUCAGAUUUUUUUAUAUUUUCUAAAUGUUAAACCAGUGUAGCCUUGCAUUAGGGUUAGUGUUGGGUUUGGGUGAGGAUGUCAUUUUAUUUAAACCUAACCAUAAACCGAAGCAAAAAUGGUAAAAAAAAAUUAGGACAAAACAGUUGAGUAACCAAUACAUGACACGAAAAAGAAUUAAAAAAAUUACAUGACUAUAGGUAAGUAAUUUCGUGUGACUGGGCUGCAUCAUAACACACAGAUGUUAUUUUCCACAUAAUAAUCAUUUGUGUUUAAUAUAAUUAUACAUUGACAUUAACGCGUUUAAAUCAUGCUUUAUUUAUUUGUGUAUUUAUGGAACAGAGCAGUAAUGGGUUUGAGCUCCGAUUCAUUAUAGGAAAGUUAAUUGUAUCCUUAGCAUCAUCACACGAAAGCAUUCCCACAAGGCCCUGAAAGUAAGGUUUUUACAAAAAAAUUUUUUACUAUUGCAUUAAAUUUGGUUGUUUUUGAUAUAAACGUCACACAACUUGCAACAAAAAAAGUGAAAGUGAAAGAUUGCCGCCCAUAACAGCUCACAGCCAGAGCACUACAAUCCCACAAUCCAUCCUGACAGCGUAACGCUUGACUUCCAUAGAAAUAAAUUUAAAUGGAUUCCCCAUCGCUAGGAACAACAAAGCUGUCUGAACCGUGACCUUUGUUGUGUAUUUGUUUCUUAAAAACCAAAUACACAAGAAAGCAAAAAUAUAUGUAAUGCAUUUUGACCAUUGCAUCACUUUCAGCUCUUGACGUUUCUGCUUUUUGGUCUUUGAACAAUAGUUUGAUUUUUCUGUUGAAUGCAGCAUAAAUCUGACGGUCUGUGGUAAUUGAACAUCAUAGUGCCGUUCAUAUGUAAACUGUGGACGGACUCGAAUUGAGGUGGGAUAAUUCAAUUAAGUUUAAACGUGAAUCAUGGAACCUUCCUGCUUUAUUUUCAUAUUUCUGUCGGCUGUGUAUACUCACACAUGUAUUUAUUUACACUGUUGCCUGCUAAGAGAAUUAUGCAAAGCGAUGUGCAUUUCUUGUUCCUUUAAUCUCAAGUGUGGUGUAUUGAAAGCAGGGAAGUGCACUCGAUUAAUUGAAUUGAAUUGAUCACAUGAGCUGAUCGCAUGAGAAUCGCUGUGACUGCUGAUUAUAUAUUGGCACUUAUUGGCUUGGUUUCACAGAUAAAGCUUAGCUAAAGCCAGGACUAGGACUUCAUUAAAUUAAGAUGUUUAAGCAACAUGCCUUAGAAAAAGACAUUACUGGUGUUGAUCUUGAGACAAAUCAAUAUCACUGGCUUAUUUAAAGAUCUGUCAGUGGAAGUUAUUUUCAGUCGAGACGCCUCAAACACGUGUCUAUAGGCUUAAGUCU
Molecule: messenger RNA, 6496 nt
Organism: Paramisgurnus dabryanus
Lineage: Eukaryota; Metazoa; Chordata; Actinopteri; Cypriniformes; Cobitidae
Source: RefSeq, a predicted model, not a curated record